UGUCUCUUUCUCUCCUUCUCAGCCCCCGGUACCUCCGUGGGCUCCUCGUCCUCCUGUGGGCGGCGUUCCCACUGGUGCAGCGUAGCCUACUGGGAACAGCAGACGCGGGUCGGCCGCCUCUACCCGGCCCACGAGCCCUCGCUCAGCAUCUUCUACGACCUACCUCAGGGCACGGGCCUCUGCCUGGGCCAACUCAACGCCGUUGCCAACGCUAGCAGUGUCCAGCGAACGCGCAGCAAAAUCGGCUAUGGGAUUGUCCUGAGCCAAGAACCUGACGGAGUGUGGAUCUACAACCGUAGCCAGCACCCAGUGUUUGUCCACUCGCCCACCCUGGACCUGCCCAGCUCAGUGAGGGGACUGACGGUUAGGAGGGUGAUGCCUGGCUACUCACUCAAAGUGUUUGACUAUGACAAGUCCAGUUGGAUCCUGCAGCAGGGCAUGGAGCCCCCUGUGGGGCUGGAGGGCCCCUAUGACCCCCACAGUGUGAGGAUCAGCUUCGCCAAGGGCUGGGGCCCCUGCUACUCCAGACAGUUCGUCACCUCCUGCCCCUGCUGGGUGGAGGUGUUGCUCAAUACCCACAGAUAGCACACAGACUAGGAAGACAGACAGGGGGAUGGAUGGACAGGCAGAUACACGGAUGGACAGACGGGGAAACACAAAUACAAUACACGUAUAUACUUACACAGGUGCUCACAGGUAUAUGUGUACACACACACACAUACACACACACACACAUACAGACACACACACACACACACACACACACACACACACACACACACACACACACACACACACAC
Oncorhynchus kisutch (coho salmon) is the source of this 800-nucleotide messenger RNA. RefSeq names its product mothers against decapentaplegic homolog 6-like. Gene Ontology annotation, cellular component: heteromeric SMAD protein complex. NCBI's taxonomy places the organism in Eukaryota, Metazoa, Chordata, Actinopteri, Salmoniformes, Salmonidae. The record is from RefSeq and is a predicted model, not a curated record. Gene Ontology annotation, biological process: regulation of transcription by RNA polymerase II; SMAD protein signal transduction; anatomical structure morphogenesis. Gene Ontology annotation, molecular function: I-SMAD binding; transcription regulator inhibitor activity.